Molecule: messenger RNA, 741 nt
Organism: Fraxinus pennsylvanica
Lineage: Eukaryota; Viridiplantae; Streptophyta; Magnoliopsida; Lamiales; Oleaceae
Source: the annotation of a GenBank genome assembly
AUGGCUUCAACAUCAGCUGCAUUGGUGAAUGGAUUGGGUUCUUCUGCCUUCUUGAAUGGUGGCAAGAAUGGCCAGAUUUUGUUAUCUGCACCAAUUGCAGCUAGAACCAGUGGUUCUGCACUGUAUCCCAAGAGGUUUACUGUGGUUGCUGCUGCUGCUGCUCCUAAGAAGUCUUGGAUUCCUGCUGUUAAAGGUGGUGGCAGCUUCAUUGACCCCGAGUGGCUCGAUGGCUCGCUCCCUGGUGACUAUGGUUUCGAUCCUCUAGCCGAGCUGAUCCACGGCCGAUGGGCAAUGGCUGCAGUCGUGGGCAUCUUCGUUGGCCAAGCCUGGAGUGGCAUCCCCUGGUUUGAAGCUGGAGCUGCACCAGGCGCCGUUGCACCCUUCUCUUUCGGCUCACUCCUUGGCACCCAACUCCUACUCAUGGGUUGGGUCGAGAGCAAAAGAUGGGUAGACUUCUUUAACCCCGAAUCGCAAUCUGUUGAGUGGGCUACUCCAUGGUCAAGAACUGCAGAAAACUUCGCCAACGCAACUGGCGAACAAGGAUAUCCCGGAGGCAAAUUCUUCGAUCCUUUGGGCGUUGCAGGUACACUCAAGAAUGGAGUUUACAUACCUGAUGCGGAGAAGCUUGAGAGAUUGAAACUUGCAGAAAUUAAACAUGCAAGACUUGCUAUGUUGGCUAUGCUUAUAUUUUACUUUGAAGCUGGCCAAGGGAAGACACCCCUUGGAGCUCUUGGACUGUAA